CACUUUGAGGGAUGUAGCCAGAUCGAGUCAUUUUCAGGUUCAAGGAGAAAGGAAGAACUCAAACCCCCCCCUCUGUGUUUCUUUGUCUCCUCGCAGGCGACCCGAGCCAAGCUGACCGCUCACUGCUCGUCCCUGGGCGACUCUCUGGGGAAGGAGAACGAGCUGGCGCUGAUCAUCGACGGCCAGACGCUGAAGUACGCUCUGUCCUUCGAGCUGCGCCAGGCCUUCCUCGACUUGGCGUUGUCCUGCAAGGCUGUCAUCUGCUGCCGAGUGUCUCCGCUUCAGAAGUCAGAGAUCGUGGACAUGGUGAAGAAGCACGUGAAGGCGAUCACGCUGGCGAUAGGCGACGGUGCCAACGACGUGGGGAUGAUCCAGACGGCUCACGUUGGAGUCGGGAUCAGCGGCAACGAGGGCAUGCAGGCCACCAACUCCUCUGAUUACUCCAUAGCACAGUUCUGCUAUCUAGAGAAGCUGCUAUUGGUCCAUGGGGCGUGGAGCUACAACCGUGUCACCAAGUGCAUCCUCUACUGUUUCUACAAGAACGUGGUCCUAUACAUUAUAGAGCUCUGGUUCGCCUUUGUGAACGGGUUCUCCGGACAGAUCCUUUUUGAGCGCUGGUGUAUAGGCCUCUACAACGUGAUAUUUACCGCACUGCCUCCGUUCACUCUGGGAAUAUUUGACCGGCCGUGCAGCCAACAGAACAUGCUCCGCUUCCCGCAGCUCUACCGAAUCACCCAGAAUGCUGAGGGCUUCAACACCAAGGUGUUCUGGGGGACUUGUAUCAAUGCACUGAUUCAUUCAAUUAUUCUCUUUUGGUUUCCUCUCAAAAUGUUAGAGCAUGACGCCCCGUUCAGCAGCGGUCAGGGAAAUGACUACCUAUUUGUUGGAAAUAUGGUGUACACAGUAAGCGUUUUAUUUGCAUAUAUCUGCGUUUGUAUCUUUUUUGUUUGUAUUAGUUUUUAUUCCUGUCUUCUGGCAUGCAGAUGUUUUUCCUUUUUGCAUACACACAGUAUUUGUGUACACUGUGCAGCUUCCUCCGAGUCUCCAGUCGUCUAGCCACUCUGUCUCCC
Messenger RNA from Notothenia coriiceps (black rockcod), 1070 nucleotides. RefSeq names its product phospholipid-transporting ATPase IB-like. Gene Ontology annotation, cellular component: trans-Golgi network; plasma membrane. NCBI's taxonomy places the organism in Eukaryota, Metazoa, Chordata, Actinopteri, Perciformes, Nototheniidae. Gene Ontology annotation, molecular function: ATPase-coupled intramembrane lipid carrier activity; ATP binding; ATP hydrolysis activity. The transcript has 7 exons. The record is from RefSeq and is a predicted model, not a curated record. Bases 304 to 1056 code for a protein of 250 amino acids. Gene Ontology annotation, biological process: neuron development; phospholipid translocation.